AUGAAGUUGCCUAUCCCAACCCAACCCUCGCACACUGAAGAAGAAAGAAACACUCUGAAAAUGCGCGUCACGUUACUCCUGCUCUGUUUCAUUUAUGCUUUGAAAGCCCAGAAUACAAGGGUUAUCCAGACUCCAGGGUUGCUGACAGUGGAGGAUGGUGGAACCAUCAUCUUACAGUGCGUUUUGGACGCUGAAGGUACACGUUGCUACACCGUUGUUUGGGCGAAAACUGACUCCAGGACCAAGAUGCUCAUCUUCCCUAAGAAUGGCGCCGAUGAUGGAUCUGGAUCCACGUGCACGUUCACCGUUGAGAACGCAACUCUGAAUGACUCGGGAACAUACUACUGUUCGGUGGUGCUUGGCUCGAUGACAUACUUCGGCAGCGGGUCAAAUGUAAUCGUGACACAAGCAAAUAGAACCGAGCCCCCUCCAGUCGACAUUCUCUGGCCGCGUAGCGCCCAACCCCGCAUCCCUCUCCUGUGUGUGGUCUCCGGAGUCGUCCCGUCUGAAGUCCGCGUGUUCUGGGUCAUAGACGGGGAAGAGGACAGCGGGUUUACCGAGUCGUUUUGGACAAAAGACGGCGGGGAGGUGGUAGAGUCCGCCCAAAACCGGGUUCUGGUUCCUGCGGAGGAAUGGGAGAGAGGAGUCGUCUGCACGUGCGUAGUGGAGUAUGCUGGGAAGAACUUUUCAAAAAGCGUCCAAAAUGAAGGGAGCCCUGACGGAUGCGCGGUGCUCCUCUACGGAAUUAUCGCUGUAGCGGCCCUCACCGUCAUCGUGGCGAUCUGGUUCUGUGUCUUCUUACAUCGCGGGCGCUCUGUGAGAGGCGAUGGAGGCGAACGGGAACAGAGAAGAACUACAGACUUGGAACACAGACACCGUUCUGGGAGACAAGAAAGGGGGUCGGCGAUUGACCCGACUAUUUCGGAGGUGCAGUACGCCAGUUUGGAAGAAGCAAGUUUAGCAAGACGAAUGUAAAGGCCUACUGUUUUGCACUGAAAAAUUAAUUGUUGGGGUCAGAUGCUCAUGGUUGCAAAAUGCCGAUAGCCUCCUCGCUGCCAUCCGAAUUGUGCGGUCUUACAAUCUCACCUCGUGAUUUUAAAACCCCUCAUGUUUUACACUCUAAUGUUGUUGCUAAUGGCGCCAUAUUUAAUACUUACUUAAAAUGCAACAAAAUAAUAUGUAACUGCGUGUAUGAAUGUGGUUUCUACAAUUUGUGCAAUUUUUGUAAUCGUGUUCUGUGAUACAGUUUGCCUGAAAUGUUACCGACAGGUGUUCAUUACUGUAUAAUAUAUAUCACUAGGCUAGUUCAGCAGCCAGGUAUGAAUAUGACACAUAUCGAGGUCAGAUAACACACUUGAAACCACGAGGUAUGGCAUUCAUUCAAAAGCUUCAUUUAAAAAAUAAUUAAAAUAUUUGCUAUCGUAUUCAGAUAUUUCAGCCACCUCUCGGUUUUAUUUAGUUAACACUGACAGUAAAAAAAAUAGGCAAUUGCUCCCUCUAGUGGGAGUAUGCACAAUAGUCUCCACAUUCAACGUGAAUGUCAGUCGACUCGCUUCACGACAUUGCAGCAAGACAAUGAUCCAGAACACAACAGCAAUUCCACAUCUCAGCAAUUCCAAGUUUUGGAGUGGCCUGACACGAACCCAAUAGAAAUGCUGUGGCAGGACCUGCAAUGGGCAGUUUGUGCUCGAAAACCAAUCAAUUUUUCUGACUGAAAAAAAUAAGAGUUGGCUAAAAUCCAACCACAGGGCUUAGAAGGUGUGAUAUAAAAUUAUAGGUGCAUGGUGGCAGUUCUUGCUGCUAAAUGUGCUGCAACCAGUUUAAGGGGGCAAUUACUUUCAUUAAAUAAACAAACUAAAAACCUUAAAAAUGUGUCUUGUGUUUACUCAGGUUCUCAUAUGUUUAAUAUUACAUUUUGUCUAAAGAUCUGAAACCAUUCAGUUUGGCAAAUAUGCAACAGAGGAAAUCCGUAAGAGGGGCGAAUACUUUUUUCAGGGCACUGUAAGAUGACGGAUGACUGACAGGUUAACUCUUUCCCAAGUGUUCCCUUUCGCAUGGAUUGUUCACACAGAAAAGAGCAGUGUGUGUCUAGUCUUGGGUCCAGCCUUAUGCGUGGCGAUUGGAUUUGGAGUACGGAGGCACAGACCACCGUGAAGACCAGAAGACUGACUACACACAACUGGAUGCAUCAAGUACAGCGGUUUGGAGAGCUGUGAAAAAGAAAAAAAAUC
Molecule: messenger RNA, 2231 nt
Organism: Conger conger (European conger)
Lineage: Eukaryota; Metazoa; Chordata; Actinopteri; Anguilliformes; Congridae
Product: immunoglobulin kappa light chain-like
Exons: 9
Coding region: 1-975 (324 amino acids)
Cellular component (GO): plasma membrane
Source: RefSeq, a predicted model, not a curated record